Papilio xuthus (Asian swallowtail) is the source of this 5121-nucleotide messenger RNA. RefSeq lists its product as uncharacterized. NCBI's taxonomy places the organism in Eukaryota, Metazoa, Arthropoda, Insecta, Lepidoptera, Papilionidae. The transcript is spliced from 12 exons. Bases 325 to 5085 code for a protein of 1586 amino acids. The record is from RefSeq and is a predicted model, not a curated record.
UCCGACAUGUUAAUAAGAAAAUGUAAUAGAAUUUAAUUCGAUUUAAGAUUAAUUUAAUGAAUUUGUUUUAAAUCUUCUAAGUGUUUUAACGAUGACUCAAAAUUUUUGUGCAUAACAAAGUUUUAUAUUUUCCAGUGUAAUUUUACUUACAUUGAAUAACUAAAUUUUAUCAAACCCUAUUUUCCAUUUAAGUUUUAAUAUUAUUCUUGAAAUGCUGGUGAAUUAUGGUGCAGAUAGUCAAGAACAUCCUAGUUCUUGCUAUUCUUCGCUGCGGAUAAUGAAAAUGACUCACAUUCCGUCAGGCUCGAUGUGAAGCGUACAGCGAUGGACAGCAAGGGCAUGAUGGCGGUCGUGCGCGGCCUGCCCGACUCCGGUCUCAUGGUCACCCUCAUGGACGGCGGCAAGCAGUACACGCUCAUGCCUAAAACGGGUAUAAAUUCGUCGCCGACGUACGAGGUGUGCAAUAAUUGCCUGUCGCGGCAAUCUCAGUGCGGCAACAGCGAGGUGCGUCCGCGACAGGACAGCGGCGCGCAGGCAGUCGACGGACGGUAUGCGAGCAGUUAUAAGAUUGAGUAUUGCAACAUGAGGCCUACAUCACCGCCCGUGGAGUUAACUGAGUUCCCGCCACAGAGGGCGCGGCUACAGCCAGGUCGCGGUAAUUUUGAAGUAGGUGGUAUCGGCAGCGGUGGCUCCACACCGAGGGCAAGUGGCAAACGAACUUAUUCGAGCUGUCGCGCCGUCGCAGCCGCAGCGAAUAUCCCGCAGUCAAAGUCGAAUGCGUUUGCAAGCUCUUUGCGAAGGUACCCGAGUGUGGGCCCAGAGCCCUCCUCCGAAGUGUUCGAGCGACUCAUCAGCUACACGAAGCCUUCAGACUCUUCACGACUAAACAAUCCUAAUGAUUGUCUGACAUGCUAUCAAGUGACGCCAACGACUAGAUAUCCCAGAUUCAAACAUUACGAACACAAAACACCAAGACAUUACGAUGCAUCACCGACACGCUACGAUGGUCUUCUGCCGCAUGAAUACGAUCAUUUGUGUAAAUAUCAUGAACAUAUAAAUGAUAUGUACUAUGGAAAUUCCAGAGGAAUCGACAGUAAAAGUCCAUACCAUAGGAUGAAUUCAAACAACAUGAGGAUGCAAGGUAGCAAAGUUGAUGCGGCCUCUGUUGUUGCCACACUUAAUGAAUCAUCAUAUGUAGAUCUACCGUCGUCAAAGUUGGAUAGUGAAGAAAAUUUAGCAAAAGGAAAAAGUAGUAAUGUUACUCUAGAAGCCAUACAUAUCCGUCCAAAUUCAUUACGGGACAAUAAAUCAAUGCAAACAUUCAACAGUUUGAUAGAAUUGAGACCAAAGAGAAAAACAAAGGCGCAUCGAAAACCAAAAAAAGCUAAAAUAACAAACCCGUUACCCGCUAAACGUAAAAUUUUAACACGAAAACCAAAACAGGAUGAUUGUAACACAUGUGAACAUAAAAGAUUGAAAACUGAACUAUUAGAGCUAAUUAAAGAAUUAAAUAAUUCCGAAGAGGACAAAAUGGAAGACAAACUAAGAGAAGUUUUGUGUAAAAUAUUAAAUUGCAUAUUAAAGCAUAGAAAACAAAGCAAUUCUAAGGACAGUUUAAUUCACGAUUUAAUAAAACAAUGUGACAUUGAAAACGUAGCAAGCGUUGGUACAGAAUCAUUUGAUUUCAAGAAAGAAACACUCGAAUAUGUUUGGGAAAAAUAUUCAAAUGAAGCAGCUAAAAUACAACGCGCUAUAAAAGAUGACAUGUUACCAAUACUCAAAUAUCAUUUGUUCAAGGAACAUGAAAAUGAAGUGGUCAACUUUAUUUUGUCAAAAAUAAUCAAAGAUAUCGUUGGUGUUGUAUCAAAAAUUGAAUACAAAUAUUUAGAAGAGUCGAAAAAUAGUUUGCAACAGCUACGACAUUUAGGUAAACCUAAAGUGAUCGAUAAUAAAAAAUCACAACAUAUGUACCAAAAAGCACAAGAGCAAAGUAAGAAAUGUCGCUAUCCCAUCGCUAUAAGAAACUUGGGUAAAACAAAAACUGUCGAUAAUUUAAAUAAAAAUAUUAACAAUCAAUCUAACGAAUCCAUAGAUUUGGAACUCCAGAGUAUAGUUAAUAUAUAUCAGGUUUUGAAGAAAAUACAUUCAUCUUCAGAGUUUCAAGCAAACUAUGUUACAAGUAUGCUUUUAAAUAGAUUUUGUACAACAAAAGCUUACGACAAUGAGUUGAAAAAUUGUUAUCGAAAGUCCCGACCUUGUUUGUCUCCAGCAAAAUGUAUAUCUGACACGUAUAUCAUGAUCCACGAUUCGUCACGAAAUAAAGCAAUACUUACAAAGAAAAAAAUGGAUAAGAUGAAUUUACAUGGUAGUACAAAAUUAUUAACUAGUAUUAAAAACAAGCAGACAAUGGAGACAAGUAUGGAGCAAAGAAAAAAGAAGAAUGAUAUAGAAAACGUUACUAAUGAAGAAAGACAGCAAACUAUAUGUCAAGCUGCAAUCCAUGAAAAUAUUCCAUCACCUCCAUUGGCAAUCGAAGCACCGAAUAUAGACAAUGAUUCAACAAAAGAAGAAACAUCACAAAAUAAUGGCACAAUUCCACAGCAAAUUGAGAAUAAAAUAAGACAAUGGUUUAUGAAAUUUGGAAUUUAUACAAUACAAAAUACAGUUUGUUACGACAAUAUUUUAAGAAAUUUGACGGAAGAUAUAACUACACAAUUAACGCUAUUAAAUAAACAAUCAAGCGAUGCAACUAGAGAAUCUGUUGCUGACUACCUAAAAUGUGUCAUCUGUAAGCAUUUGUUCCUUCCUAUGACCGGAAGAAAUUUUGAAUUGGCUCAUAAAUUAUCUGAAUUAACAAAAGAUGUCCUAAACAUUUUCAAUUUAAACACAAAUGAGAAUUGUCAAACGAAAAUUUAUCACGAACAAUCACCAAUUGCUUUUACCUCACAUCAGAAAGAAUAUAACAUACCAAAACCUCCCAGUUUAUUACCAGGAUCAUAUUAUAAAGCUGAUAAAAGCGUUAUGAAAGAUAUUUAUUCUAGAAUAAUGUUAUGUGAUGAAAAUAUACUCAAAAUACUGCCUAGAGAUUUGUUGAAACAGGAGGCUGAAUGUUACUGUGGGCAAAAAUGCAGAAAUGGCGAAUGUCAGAACCGCGCGAAAAAUCUAAAUAAGGACAAUAGUAAAAAUAAAAGUGAUUAUAAGAUAAUACUUACAACCACAAACACAAAUGAUUCCGAAAAUGCUGUAAACAGUGCAAAUACAUCAAACGACAAUGCUAAAGAUCCGAAUUCUUCUAUUCAACCAAAUCAAAACAAUGUCAAAGAUAUACCCGAAAAUGCAACGAGACAGCAAUUGCAUGAAUAUUGUGUUGAGACAUUUCGUAACUACUGCAAAGAGCUACCUAUUUUAGCAACUAAUCCUGACUUGACAGAAUUAGCCAGGGAAGGUGUACUACACAAUAUUUUAAAACUCUUCUAUAUGUUGAUAGAAGACUCACAUGUGGAAAACGAUUACACGUACUUUCAGUUUACUUUUGAAGACGAAAUCGAUGGUCUCUUAGAUAUUCUGCCGCAAACAGAGGAGAUGAAGAAUAUGAGACAAAGAUGGAAAUCAAAAAUAGUGAUGGAGGCAGUAAAUAUACUAAAAUAUAUGCACAAAACAAAGGACGACACAGAAUUCAAACAGAAACUUAAUCAAGUAUCAGAUAGACGCAAGUUAAUGGUAGAACAAAAACUAGACGAUGAAUACUCUCAACAAUUAAGCGCUUUAAGAAUGGCUGAAAAAUUUAUAGCCACAACAGACUAUCGUGAACAAAAUCCUCUUAAAAUGAAAGUUUACAUGCAACGGUUAAUGAAUCGCUCGAACCAGAUAUACGAAUGUGUAAAAAUAAAAGAAGGGAAACCAUUUUUAGAGUUGCCAAUUGAAAGCAUAAAUGAAAUAGUAUUCAAAGAACUCCAAAAUGUACCAAUACCAAACAAUGAUAUUGAAAAGCAAGAAAUUAAUUUAGUGGAAAUAAAUAACGAGAUAGAGGCCUGGUUUAAUGAAUUACCAGUAGUACCAACGGAAGGAAUAAAUAUAAACAAAAGAAAGAUAUUAAAACAAUCGCUAGCUAAUAAAAUUAAUGGCUUGGAUAUGAAUUUGAGCUUAGACAGUCCCGGAGCUGAUAGAGAAAUGAAACAGGAAAUUAGCGUGUUUUUAUCUGAUAAAGCAGUUGGGCUUGAAAAAGAUCAAGACCUUAAUAUUAAUUAUAUGGUUGAAGAUCUCGCUAGAAGACUGAAACGAAGACGAGAACGAGAAAAUUCCUUGGAUUAUGAUUCAUUUAAAAAACACGUUCCAUUUAAUUCAAGUAUUCAGAAAAUCGAGAAUUCAGUGAAUGGCUCUUCACAAGUUCAGGAAUUUGAUAAAGUCCCGUACAGUAGUCAAAAUGUAAGAAUAUCUAAAAAUAAUGAAAGAGUUCGUUUUGAAGAUCAAAUUCCACAUGAGGAUAAAAUAGUAAAAUUACAACCAUUGAGAAGGUCCAUAGAUAAAGGGGUUUUAGGAACAAGUCAAACGCCAGGACCCAGCACUGAUGAAGCUUAUUUAACUUUAUCAGCACGUCCUAGAACUUCUAAUUCUCAAGAACCAUCCCAACGUUAUCCUAACAUCUCUAGCCAAAGAAGAAAAAUAUUUGCUCCCGAAGAUUUAAAUGAAAUAAGUAAAUUUUUUGAAGAAAACCCAAAUGGUAUUAAUAAAAGUGGCCGUUAUAGAAGUCCCUCAGUUGGCCAACAAAGAUCCGAUUAUUACUCAAUGCGUGAACAUCCUAAUACAAAUAACUUUUUUUAUGACCCAAGAUCUUCUAAAUCACAAUAUGGUGGCCCUUCUAUAUCCACAGCACAGAUGACGCCACCUUACGGAAAACCUGUAAAUUACAAUAGUAUCCGUGACGAGAGAUAUGAUUAUGAUAUGGAUUAUGAAAGAGAAAGAGAUCUAAGCAGACUUCGUUGUAAGUGUGGCGAAGGUUCUAUAAGGCGCAGAAGACGACGUUCGUGUCAUUGUGAAGAUUUUUACCCGAUGCCCUCGUGUUGUUUUUUGCACAAUGAUUUUUGAGUGUUUUACAGACAAUUUUUUUCUAAAUGCUUGUAA